Molecule: messenger RNA, 492 nt
Organism: Striga asiatica
Lineage: Eukaryota; Viridiplantae; Streptophyta; Magnoliopsida; Lamiales; Orobanchaceae
Source: the annotation of a GenBank genome assembly
AUGAGAAUACCGCCCAACGCCAUUUUCAUUUUUCCGCCCCCGUGCCCCGUCUUUCGGCCCAUCGGAAAAACUGAAAAGAAGCUAAAUAUUUUCGCAACCCGUGGUCGGAGAUUACCUUCGGUCCGAAAUAUCUUCAUCGUCUCCAUGCUCAAUUCAUGGUUGGCUCGAAAAAUUUCGCAACUCUCGGUGGCUCUCGGGCUUUUGGUGUCUGAAUUGAGUAAGGAGCCUUGGAAAGGGAAAGUGAUUACGUUCAGCGGAAGUCUCUAUCUUCAGACUGUCGAGGGUUCCAGCCUGAAUGAGAAGACAAAGUUUGUGAGGUGUGUGGAUUGGGGCGGGAAGAAGGUGUUUGAGUUGCUGUUUCAUGUGGCGGUGGACAAGAAAUUGAACCCGGGUCAGAUGAUCAAGAGACUGUUCAUUUUCAGUGACAUGGAAUUUGACGAGGCGUCUAAGAAACCAUGGGAGACUGAUUACCAUGGUUGUGCUAAAUUAUAA